AUGGAUUCCAAAACCAUUUGCCUGUUUUUCCUCUUUGUGUUAGCUGCCAUUUCCUCUCUAACCGAGUCCCGAAAAUCAUUCCAAGAAGCCUCCCUGCUAGCGAGACAGCACGACGAGUGGAUGGGGCAGUAUGGCCGCGUCUAUGAGAAUGAUGUUGAGAGGCAGGAGCGUUUCAACAUAUUCAAGGAAAACAUAGCCCAUAUCGAAUCGUUCAAUAGAGCCGCGGACAAGCCUUACAAACUCGGAGUCAAUCAGUUUGCAGACCUCACUAACGAAGAGUUCAAGGCGAGAAACGGGUACAGAACACGUCUCGAAUCCAAAGUAACGUCGAAAUCCUUGUUCAAGUACAAAAACAAUUCGUUUAUACCAUCGAAAGUGGAUUGGAGAAAUGAAGGCGUUGUCACGCCAGUCAAGAACCAAGGAACUUGUGGGUGUUGUUGGGCAUUCAGCGCUGUGGCAGCAAUGGAAGGAAUCACUAUGAUAAAAACAGGACAAUUGAUGAGCUUAUCAGAGCAAGAGCUGAUUGAUUGCGACGUAAACGGGCCAAACAAAGGUUGUCGUGGCGGUUACAUGAACAGCGCAUUCGACUUCAUCCAGAAUAACGACGGUCUAACUACAGAAUCAAACUACCCAUAUGUAGAAUCCAGUGGAACCUGCAACAACUUAAAUUUGGUUUCCGCAGCCACCAUAACGGGCCACGAAGAUGUUCCAACCAACGACGAGAAGGCAUUGCAGAAAGCGGUGGCGAAACAACCGGUCUCUGUGGCAAUGGACGCUGGAAACUCGAACUUCAGGUUCUAUUCGAGCGGUGUCUACACAGGGGAGUGUGGAACGGAUCUGAACCACGCGGUUACAGCCGUGGGCUAUGGAGUAGACGAUAAUGGGACCAAAUACUGGCUGAUCAAGAACUCGUGGGGAACCAGUUGGGGAGAGGAAGGCUACAUUAGAAUGGAACGUUUCAUUGAGGCUAAAGAAGGGCUCUGUGGAAUAGCAAUGAUUGCUUCCUAUCCGACAGCUUGA
This is a messenger RNA of Impatiens glandulifera, 1020 nucleotides long. Its product is annotated as senescence-specific cysteine protease SAG39-like. The record is from RefSeq and is a predicted model, not a curated record. The coding region runs from base 1 to 1020 and encodes 339 amino acids. Lineage: Eukaryota; Viridiplantae; Streptophyta; Magnoliopsida; Ericales; Balsaminaceae. Gene Ontology annotation, molecular function: cysteine-type endopeptidase activity. The transcript has 2 exons. Gene Ontology annotation, cellular component: lysosome.